Molecule: messenger RNA, 1138 nt
Organism: Tarenaya hassleriana
Lineage: Eukaryota; Viridiplantae; Streptophyta; Magnoliopsida; Brassicales; Cleomaceae
Product: short-chain dehydrogenase TIC 32, chloroplastic-like
Exons: 8
Coding region: 66-1016 (316 amino acids)
Source: RefSeq, a predicted model, not a curated record
CUUGCCUCGAGGUGUUGAUUAUAAAACUUUGAUCCAUUCUCCGAAAUCGAAAACAGAAAAUAAAAAUGUGGUUUUUUGGAUCAAAAGGGGCGUCUGGGUUCUCAUCUCGCUCAACAGCGGAAGAAGUCACACAUGGAGUUGACGGAACAGGACUCACUGCCAUCGUUACAGGAGCAUCGAGUGGUAUCGGAGUUGAGACGGCACGUGUUCUUGCACUGCGUGGGGUCCACGUAGUAAUGGCAGUGAGGAACACAAGUGCAGGUGCUAAAGUUAAGGAAGAUAUCAUCAACCAAGUUCCUGGAGCCAAGGUCGAGGUUAUGGAGUUGGAUCUCAGUUCAAUGGAAUCUGUCAGGAAAUUCGCAUCCGAAUACAUAUCUUCAGGUCGUCCACUUAAUAUUCUCAUCAACAAUGCGGGGAUUAUGGCUUGCCCUUUCAUGCUUUCAAAGGAUAACGUCGAGCUGCAAUUCGCAACCAAUCAUUUGGGUCAUUUUCUAUUGACAAAUCUUCUGCUAGAUACGAUGAAGAACACGUCCCGUGAAAGCAGGCGGGAAGGAAGGAUCGUUAAUGUAUCAUCUGAUGCUCAUUUAUUCACAUACAAAGAAGGAAUCCGCUUUGAUAAAAUCACUGACGAACCGAGUUACAGUAGAACGACAGCCUAUGCAGAGUCGAAGCUCUGCAAUAUUUUGCACGCCAACGAGCUCUCAGAGCAACUUAAGCAGGAAGACGAGGUGAAUAUCACCGCGAAUUCGCUUCAUCCAGGUGGCAUUAUGACCAAUCUGUUCCACCACUCCGGCAUCAUCAAUGGAAUUGUUCAGGCAGUGGGGAAAUAUGUCCUGAAGAGUGUUCCACAGGGGGCGGCAACUACAUGUUAUGUGGCACUGCAUCCUCAGGUGGGUGGGGCCACCGGAGAAUACUUCAAAGACAGCAACAUAGGGAAACCAUCUUCAUGUACAAAAGAUUCAGAUUUGGCUAAGAAACUAUGGGAGUUUAGUAUGAAUCUCACCAACUCGAGUUAAAGGACAGCAUCUGUGUUCGUCUUCUUUGCCAGCGAUCUCUGUUUGUCUGGCAAAAUCUUUGUUUGUAUUAUUAUUCGUAAACUUGUGAUGAGUAAAGUUGGAAAGAUUGAAAGUUGUGAAUU